Messenger RNA from Caenorhabditis remanei, 246 nucleotides. RefSeq lists its product as uncharacterized. The coding region runs from base 1 to 246 and encodes 81 amino acids. Lineage: Eukaryota; Metazoa; Nematoda; Chromadorea; Rhabditida; Rhabditidae. The transcript has a single exon. The record is from RefSeq and is a predicted model, not a curated record.
AUGGAAACGGAAGGAGGAGCAAUACAGCAACAACAACAACCCCAUCAUCGUGGAGAACACUCGAAGAAUCAUCAUCAUCAAGAGCGCCUUCUCGGUCAAACGGCUACUUCGUCGAUUCAGGGAUUUCAACCAUUCACUGGUUCUCUGUUCGAUACCCCGCCAUCAAUGUUCUCAUCAUGCCAACCAUGUUGUCAAAUGACGUCUUCCCAAUUCGAUCAUCACGAACUUCUGGCUUUUGGAGAAUGA